UUGGUAUGCGUCUUCUGACCGUUCUGACUGCCUGUCUUUGAAUGGUGUAUAAAUAAAGACAAAAAAUCAGCAUUACAUUACGCUAUUCUACUGCGCAGACUCACACACGGGAAGAGCCAGCAGGUCUCGCUUCCCACGGAGGAUUUUCAAGUCUCUUUAUAAAGCUCUUAGGAGCUCAUCACCACCAGUAAAGCUGUAUAAGCACCGGGUUGACGGGACCGAAGGAAGCGGCGCGUCGUACGGGGAGCUGCCUGCGGAAAUCGCCAUGAGUUACAAACCCAUUGCUCCUGCGCCUUCUGGAUCCAACCACACACCUCCAGGCUCCUCUGUGCCCUCUCCAUCCCUACCCUCGUCGUCCAACUUUAGACCGGCUUUUAGUGACUUUGGCCCACCCUCAAUGGGGUUUGUACAGCCUGUCAAAGUGUCUCAGGGAUCCACCUACAGUGAGCUUCUGUCUGUCAUUGAGGAGAUGAGCCGUGAGAUCAGGCCUACAUACGCUGGGAGCAAGAGUGCUAUGGAGAGGCUAAAGAGAGGUAUAAUCCACGCCCGUGCACUGGUCAGGGAGUGUCUUGCAGAGACGGAGAGAAGUGCCCGCACAUAACCUUUUCCAAAGCUCCCUUCACUCCUCCACUGUAGAAGCCUGUCCUCAAGAUCCCCAUUGUCUGUUUUACAACCAUUCUUUUAUCCUCUCAACUUUUGCGCUUUCCUCAACAGCAUUUUGUAGGUCAAUUGUUUCCAUUUUGUCUCCACUGUUCCCUGCAUUUCACCACACCACCUUUUGUUCAUCAAACGUUUAUGUCAGCUGUGGGGUGUAUGCAAGUUUUGUAUCUAUUUUGAAAAACGAGCAUGGGGAAUUUCAACACGUUAUGUUGAGCUGGGAGUAAAAACAUUAAUUUAAAGUAUUUUUCCCCCCAAAUAAUGGCAAUUGACCAUCAUUUUUAAAUGACAUCAGUGUUCCAGCUUACAAUGUGCUCAAGUUUCUAUUCCUAACACCACUCUGCAACUACUGAAUAUUUUUGUUAAUCUGAGCAUCUUGAAUAUACCCCAUUUCUAUCCACUUAUUUUUUAUUUUAUCAUUUUGUAGUGUAAACAAACAUUAGCUGUUUCUCAAUCCCAAGAACACUGUACAUCUCAAGUCAAUUUGUUAGUAUGAAAAUUUUGUAAACCAGAUUUUUGCAGUUCUGUAUGUAAAUCUUAAUUAAAUAACAGAAAAAAA
Etheostoma cragini (Arkansas darter) is the source of this 1216-nucleotide messenger RNA. It is a transcript of the gene cdk2ap2, whose product is annotated as cyclin-dependent kinase 2 associated protein 2. Gene Ontology annotation, biological process: regulation of microtubule cytoskeleton organization; negative regulation of G1/S transition of mitotic cell cycle. NCBI's taxonomy places the organism in Eukaryota, Metazoa, Chordata, Actinopteri, Perciformes, Percidae. Gene Ontology annotation, cellular component: cytoplasm; microtubule; nucleus. Bases 266 to 601 code for a protein of 111 amino acids. The record is from RefSeq and is a predicted model, not a curated record. The transcript has 5 exons.